Arabis nemorensis is the source of this 945-nucleotide messenger RNA. The record is from the annotation of a GenBank genome assembly. NCBI's taxonomy places the organism in Eukaryota, Viridiplantae, Streptophyta, Magnoliopsida, Brassicales, Brassicaceae.
AUGGGAGAAACUUUGUAUAACGACACCAUUUAUGUUGCAGUGAAUCAAGAUGUUCGAGAAAGUAAAUCAACUUUGUUAUGGACAUUGAGGAAUUUUCAUGUCAAGAAGCUCUGCCUCCUUCAUGUUCAUAUCCCAUUUUCCUUGACCGCUUCUUCAAGUGGGCUUGAAGAAAGUGAGAUCGAUGCAAUCCAAGAGUCGAUAGUGAAAACUGCAUAUGAUAGUCUCCACAAGUAUCGAGAUAUCUGCACAAACAAAGGGGUUAAAGAAGAAGAUGUGGAUAUAUCGUGGUUCUCAGGAUAUGGUGUGGGUGAAGGGAUUGUGGAGCUCAUCUAUCAAAACAAUAUCACGAAGCUCGUUAUGGGAGCAGCAGCUGAUCCUCACUACUCUAGGGGAAUGUCUAUCACAUCUAGAAAAGCAGAGUAUGUGUCGCAACAUGCACCUCAUAGCUGUAAAAUGUGGUUCAUCUGCAAAGGGAAACUCAUCAAGACGAAAGAAGGAAGUUUCGACCUCGGGUAUCCAUCUGAUUCAUUCUCAGAAUUCUCUGCUUCUGAUCAGAAACCAAGCAGAGGAAGAAGAAGGGAAGAACAUGAAACCAAGCCACCUAAAGAACAUUCAGGAACGGUACUAGAAACCGAAGAAGCUUCGAAGAGAGUAAGGAAGGAGGAACCAGAGAAGAACAAAAGCAACGGAAACAAAGUAGAUUCCGACAAGCCUCACCCAGAUUUCAAAUGUCCCAUUUCAUUGGAGAUUAUGCGAGAUCCACAUAUCGCCGCUGACGGUCACACCUACGAGGCAAAGGAAAUCGGAGCAUGGUUCAGAGGAGGACAUCAAACCUCGCCAAAGACGGGCGCAAGGCUCGCCAAUCACAAUCUUACCCCAAAUUACACUCUUCGUUCAAUCAUUAACGACUGGCUGCUGCAUCACCCAAAUCACAACACUGAUUAA